AUGCCAGAAAUGCCAGAAGACAACAUUAUUGUUGCUCCUGCUCUUUCCACCGCCCAGGACGAGCAGGAGGUGUUCAUGAGGUUUAGCGAGAAGAGGCAUGAUAGGCCCCAUCUCAAUCAAGACGGAGUACACACAGACGAGGAUCUCUUCAGAGCCAUAAGCGAUUACUACAGCAUACCUGAGUUGGCUCAAUAUCUGUCUUCCCGGGGCUCGGGUGGAGAACUGACUUUUCAGAGUAUCACUCUUCAGUUCCCAGAUCAUCUCAUACAGGACUCGGCCAUAGUGUCCAAAGAGCUUCAAUCUCUUCUCUCGCACAACACCGGUUCCCAGGUCGAACUACACACGGAAACCAGCCCGAAGGAAAAGGAGCCUUGUGGAGGAGAUUCUGGCUGCAAAAAGUGUGCCGAUUGUGAACAUGGGAGCGAUAUCGAGGACUUUGGUGCGAAGAGACAGAAGCUUUGGAUCUUGGCCGAUACCUCCUACUCAACCUGUUGCGUUGACGAAAUUGCGGCAGAGCACGUUAACAGCGAUGUAGUGGUUCAUUUUGGAGAUUCGUGUCUGACUCCAGUUGACAAAUUGAAGACAGUGUACGUUUUUGGUAAAGCAUUUUUGGACCACGAUCAAGUGAUCUCCAGGUUCAAAGAGACCUAUCCAGACACAGACUCGAAGGUUGUGUUGAUGUCAGACACAACUUAUAGCCAUCACUUGGAGCAACUUCAUGAGGCUUUGUUGAGUGAAUAUCCACGGUUGGCCUAUGCCGCUGUUCCACAGUAUCAGGGAAAGGGUGCUAUAAUACCGACUCCCGAAUGGCGCGAAGGAGGACUAUCUAUAGCCAAUAGACUGCUACAGGGAAUCCCAAAGGAUGACUUCAAUUUUUUGGAUGAAGAAGAUUAUUCACAGGUUACCCUUGAUUAUCAGCUAUUCCAUAUUGGUGAGCCACAGACGCCUCGUCUUCUUCUACUCUCUACCCUGUUCAGCUCUAUAGUGCUGUAUGAUGUUGCCAAGCACACAACGUCGAACGGACCCUAUCCUUCCUUACAAAGGAGAUACAGAUCUAUGCAUGUUGCCAGAACCGCUGGAACGGUAGGGAUACUUGUGAAUACUCUGUCUUUGGAAAACACAAAAACCGUCCUCAACACCGUCGUGAAAUGGAUCAGGAAUGCUGGUAAGAAGCAUUACAUGUUCGUGGUAGGUAAACCCAACGUGGCGAAGUUGUCCAACUUUGAGGCUGUAGAUGUGUGGUGUGUCUUGGGAUGCAGCCAAUCGGGGACCAUUGUUGAUAACUCUGGAGAGUACUACAAACCGAUCAUUACGCCAUAUGAGUUGAAGCUGGCACUAGCACCGGAGGUCACAUGGACCGGCAAGUGGGUAACGGAUUUCAAGUCUGUUUUGGACUUGGACGAAGAUGAAGACAUGAACGACACUCAGGAAUCACCAGACCCGUACAAGGAUGAAAGUGCACCCGAGUUUGAUCCCGUUACCGGGAAAUACAUCUCCUCACACGCUCCUUUGAGGCAGCUCCAGCAUCUUCAAAUCGAAAUCGGUGAUGACGAACCACAAGCAGGACAAUUGGUGAAAAAGUUGUCUUCUGCAGUAGCCAUCAAGGGCACAGUAUCCACUUCGGCAAUCCAGCUCCAGUCGCGUGAAUGGACCGGUCUUGGUAGUGACUACCAAAACGAGGACCAGGAUUUUGACGAAGAAGGUGCUGUUGCCGUUGAAGGGAGGAAUGGAAUUGCCCGUGGAUACUCCACUGGUGGUCAAAGGUACUAA
This is a messenger RNA of Kuraishia capsulata CBS 1993, 1770 nucleotides long. RefSeq lists its product as uncharacterized. The transcript has a single exon. The record is from RefSeq and is a predicted model, not a curated record. Gene Ontology annotation, molecular function: 2-(3-amino-3-carboxypropyl)histidine synthase activity. Gene Ontology annotation, biological process: protein histidyl modification to diphthamide. The coding region runs from base 1 to 1770 and encodes 589 amino acids. Lineage: Eukaryota; Fungi; Ascomycota; Pichiomycetes; Pichiales; Pichiaceae.